CAGAGAUCUUGGAGCUGGGGUAGAGAGCCGCUGAGGCGAACCGCUGAAGGGAACCUUCCCAGCAUGGACGACCCCGCGCCGCCGGGGCCCGCCGGCUCUCCUGCUAACGACAACGGCAACGGCAACGGCGGCAAAGGGAAGCCGGCUGUGCCCAAGGGCCGGGAAGCGUUCCGCAACCAGCGGCGGGAGUCGGAGGGCUCUGUCGACUGCCCUACUCUGGAGUUUGAAUAUGGAGAUGCAGACGGGCACGCAGCGGAAUUGUCAGAAUUAUAUAGCUACACAGAGAACCUGGAAUUUACCACUAACCGGAAGUGCUUUGAAGAAGAUUUCAAGACUCAAGUGCAAGACGCUAAGGAAUGGUUGGAGUUGGAAGAAGAUGCCCAAAAGACCUAUGUGAUGGGACUUCUGGACCGACUGGAGGUGGUCAGUAGGGAAAAACGGCUGAAGGUGGCCCGAGCUGUUCUCUAUCUAGCCCAAGGCACUUUUGGGGAAUGUGAUUCCGAGGUCGAUGUGCUGCACUGGUCCAGAUACAAUUGCUUCCUGCUCUACCAGAUGGGGACAUUUUCGGCCUUUCUGGAGCUACUCCACAUGGAAAUCGACAAUAGCCAAGCCUCUAGCAGUGCCCUUCGGAAACCGGCUGUCUCCAUUGCUGACAGCACUGAGCUCAGGGUACUGCUGAGUGUCAUGUACCUAAUGGUGGAAAAUAUCCGCCUGGAGCGAGAGAUAGACCCCAGUGGGUGGAGGACAGCCCGAGAGACCUUCCGAACUGAACUGAGUUUCUCCACACAUAAUGAAGAGCCUUUUGCCCUCCUGCUGUUUUCCAUGGUUACCAAAUUCUGCAGUGGCCUGGCCCCCCACUUUCCAAUAAAGAAGGUUCUGCUUCUGCUCUGGAAGGUGGUCAUGUUUACCCUUGGUGGAUUUGAGCACCUGCAGGCUCUCAAAAUACAGAAGCGUGCAGAGUUGGGCCUGCCUCCACUAGCUGAGGACAGUAUCCAGGUCGUAAAGAGCAUGCGUGCUGCCUCCCCACCUUCUUACACUCUUGAUCUCGGGGAGUCUCAGCUGGCCCCUCCACCCUCCAAGCUGCGGAGCCGCCGUGGUUCUCGAAGGCAACUCCUCACCAAACAAGACAGCCUGGACAUCUACAAUGAAAGGGAUCUCUUCAAGACUGAGGAACCAGCCACAGAGGAGGAGGAAGAACCUGCGGGUGAUGGAGAACGAACCUUGGAUGGAGAGUUAGACCUGCUAGAACAGGAUCCUCUGGUGCCGCCUCCACCCUCACAGACACCUCUCUCUACUGACCGGGUAGCCUUUCCCAAGGGCCUGCCCUGGGCCCCGAAGGUUAGACAGAAGGACAUUGAACACUUCUUGGAGAUAAGCAGAAACAAGUUCAUUGGAUUCACUCUGGGGCAGGACACAGAUACCUUGGUUGGAUUACCUCGGCCCAUCCAUGAGAGUGUGAAGACUCUAAAGCAGCACAAGUACGUCUCCAUUGCAGAGAUACAGAUAAAGAAUGAGGAGGAGCUGGAGAAAUGCCCCAUGUCCUUGGGAGAAGAGGUGGUACCAGAAACACCGAGUGAAAUCCUCUACCAGGGCAUGCUGUACAGCCUCCCCCAGUACAUGAUUGCUCUGCUUAAGAUUCUGCUGGCUGCAGCCCCCACCUCCAAGGCUAAGACAGACUCUAUCAAUAUCCUGGCAGACGUCUUGCCUGAAGAGAUGCCCGUAACUGUUCUCCAGAGCAUGAAGCUGGGCAUUGACGUGAACAGACACAAGGAGAUCAUUGUGAAGAGUAUCUCUGCCCUGCUCCUUCUACUUCUCAAACACUUCAAACUCAACCAUAUCUACCAGUUUGAAUAUGUAUCACAACAUUUAGUGUUUGCCAACUGCAUCCCCUUGAUCCUGAAGUUCUUCAAUCAAAACAUCCUGUCCUAUAUCACUGCCAAAAACAGCAUCUCAGUGCUGGAUUACCCGUGCUGUACCAUCCAGGAUUUGCCAGAGCUUACUACCGAGAGUCUGGAAGCUGGAGACAAUAGCCAGUUCUGCUGGAGGAACCUCUUUUCCUGCAUCAACCUCCUGAGGCUGCUCAAUAAGCUGACCAAAUGGAAGCAUUCCAGGACCAUGAUGUUGGUGGUGUUUAAGUCAGCUCCGAUCUUAAAGCGAGCUCUCAAAGUCAAGCAGGCCAUGUUACAACUCUAUGUCCUGAAGCUCCUAAAGAUACAGACCAAGUACCUUGGGCGCCAGUGGAGAAAAAGCAACAUGAAGACCAUGUCAGCCAUUUACCAGAAAGUGCGCCACCGCAUGAAUGACGACUGGGCCUACGGGAAUGACAUUGAUGCCAGGCCAUGGGACUUCCAAGCAGAAGAAUGCACCCUGAGGGCCAACAUUGAGGCCUUUAACAGCCGCCGCUAUGAUAAGCCACAGGACUCAGAGUUCUCACCUGUGGAUAACUGCUUGCAGAGCGUGCUGGGACAGAGGCUGGAUCUGCCUGAAGAUUUCCAUUAUUCCUAUGAGCUCUGGCUGGAGAGAGAAGUGUUCUCACAGCCCAUCUGCUGGGAGGAGCUGCUCCAGAACCACUGAGCUCUUGUCAACAGAGGUGGCUCCAGUAAUGUGCUUUGCCUGUCCUGCCCACGCAGCCUUCAUACUGAACUCUAGGAGUGUGUGUCAAGGGGGCGGGGAUGGGGGGUUCCAGCCCAGCAUCCAGCAGAGACACCCAGCACAAUUCAGGGCCGUUCUGGGUGCCAUUAGGCUUGAAGGUGGUUGCAAGACUGAGUCAAAGCAAAUAGGUCAACGUGCCCUAGGCUCAGCUAGGAACCUAAAUGGCCUUCAGAUCUGCUGAUGAUCAGUCCUGGACAGACUCUGAAACCUGCUUUGAUCUUGCCUAGAACCAGGCUAGCCUUUAGCCACAACAGUGAAAGGAAAUGUGUUAUGGCACUUGACCCAUGGCAGUCAUUGCAAACAGGGUAGGAACAGACCGUAAAAUGAGCCUUUUCUUCUUGCCCACUCUAAAUGCCUGGGAUGUAUCAUUUAGCAAAACCAACUUUAGACUCUAUUUCACAAUUAAAAUGUUGAUGCUCAGGGGCUGGAGAGGACUUCCAGAGGUCCUGAGUUCAAUUCCCAGCAACCACAUGGUGGCUCACAACCAUCUGCAAUGCCCUCUUCUGGUGUGUCUGAAGAGAGUGACAGUAGUAUAUAAAAUAAAUAAAUAAAUCUUUUAAAAAAAACAAUUCUACUAAAAUGUUGAUGCCCACCUCUUUAUAAAAUAAUCAUUUCUUCUAAGAUGAUUUGAGAGCACAGCAUCUUUAUAAAGGAUGACUGUUUCAAAAACACUGCAUGUUACAGAACAGUGUAUUAUGUAGGGUUUUAUCCUUAAGAGAUCUGUGUUCAACAUAAAAAUAUUUCAUGAGUAUUCUAUAUAGUACAUUGAAUGCUUUGUCAUUUGAAAAGAACCACAACUAAUAUAAUAUGGCCUUCUUAGGUUUUUCACAAAGUAUUUCAGUUUUUUUUCUAUGAAUGCAAGCUUUAUUACUCAUGUACCAUCUAUAAACAUAAAACCCAGUAGCCCCCUGCCCCAAGAAGGAAGUUAAAAAAAAAAAAAAAAAAAAAAAAGAGCCUAUGCCCAGGAGUCAGAAAUCCUGUGACAUGGCCAUCUUUGGUACCCAGAAGGGAGUGCGAGACUCUUCAAGGCUUCCAAAGCUUUGAGGAGUCCAAAGUCAUUUUGAGAGGACUCCCUGGGGUUCUGCCUGGUGGUCCCUCUUGAUGUACAGUAACAACAGGACAUUUUCCAAUUCUUGUGGGCCUCAGACAACUGCUUAAGCUUCGUCUCACGCCAUUUCCUGAAGAACCAAACUCCAAUGUCUCCUUUUGUCAGCUUGAGUGAGUCAGCCAGGGCCUCCAGAGGCUUGUCCCUAGGACGGCAGUCUUUCUCCAAGUGCUCUUCUAGCUCCAGGAACUGCUCACAGGGCAGCACAGAGUGUCCACCCCAGCAGGACAACCUCCGUGUUGUCUCCGUCUUGCUUACUCUGUCCAGACUGCAGCUCACUUGAGUUCUGUUCUUCAGCUUGAGGUUCUACUCUAGAAUUUCUCACUAUUUCAGUUUUAAGCAGCUGAGUACAUUGCAGAAAAUUACUUUCUAAUAAAACCCCAAAUCUUCACCUGAGUGAGCAUAGGAAUGAGACAGGGUCUGGCCGUGCAUGUAGCCCUGGCUAGGCCAGACCUUACUGUGUAGCCAGGCUGGCCUUGAACUUGUAGUGAUCCUCCUUCCUCUGCCUGCUGCGUGUCAUAGGCAUGGGCCACCUCCAACAAAUUCAUUUUAAAUGAUUGUAGGAUGUGUUAUUUACUGAGAGUUGUCCGUUUGUGCUGAUUUUUUUUAUGAGAAGCAACAGCAUCAGAUUAUGUUUUUUUCUUCCAUGUUUAUUUUUUUAUCUUUUUUUUUUAACUGCUAGCAGUUUCAAUAUGGUGUGCACUGGAAGUAUCACACAUUUCAUGGAGGAUUCUCUACUCCUCCUACAUAGAAAAAUCACAUUUUUAUCUUCUGCUUUUCAGUUUAAGACUUUGAACUUUUUUUUAUGUUAAAGGUGCCCUCACUGCCCAGACACUAAUGAAUCUUUUUAUGGUAGCACAAGGACACUUUAUUCUUAGAGAGCUGGUCCAAACUGGCUCACUUCCUCUUCCCUUUGUCAAGCACAGUCUCAUUUUAGGUCACUAUAGAGACCGGCAUUAUCCAAAGGAGCUAUCAGGACCUCUGUGCUUCGGGUAGAAGGGAUUCUUACUGUGGAAAAUGACAGAGAAUGUUAAGUAUGUAACAGAUGAAUUAUCUUAAGAUAAUUUGCAAAUUAUGUCAAAGCAUGACAGCAUUUCAAACAGCUUACUGAAUGUAGCAUCAGGCAAUUUUAUUCAUCUAGGGUCAGGCUGCUAUGAUUUUAAUAUCUGUGUAAAAAGAUACUUUUCCAGGAAAAGAGUCAUCACCAAUCUACUUUAAUUGUUUGUUUGAAAAGUUAUAUUCAAUUCUGUAGAGAAAAAACAAGUCGCCUUUAAAAACACAUAAAUGCUUUCUGAGGCACAGAAGUAUACUAAGCUUUAAUAUGUCAUAUUUUAUUAUUUAUAACUCUUGAUAAUAUUAAUUCUCAACACAGAUGGAGAAAUUAUUAUAACUUGCAAAAAAGAAUGAUUAAUUUAAAUCACAUCAUUCCCCCCCCCCAACCUCUCUGUGGCUAACUUUCUGGUAUCAACAGCAAGCCCUAUGUCUGAGAUAACUGGAUUAGAUCUCCCAGUUUGAAAGCUGGCGUAUGUGGUUAGGAAUAGCUUCAGAUUAACCAACAUUUAAUGGAAAUUAGUUUCCACAUAGAAGCAUGUCAUUUGUAUGAUUUAUAAUAAGGACUUUGUGAAUAUUUUAGUGAAGUUUGUGUUGAUUGAUAAUAUUGUUCAUCUCACUGAACACUUUAAUAAAAAGAA
This is a messenger RNA of Apodemus sylvaticus (European woodmouse), 5448 nucleotides long. RefSeq names its product striatin interacting protein 2 (gene Strip2). Bases 64 to 2574 code for a protein of 836 amino acids. The record is from RefSeq and is a predicted model, not a curated record. Lineage: Eukaryota; Metazoa; Chordata; Mammalia; Rodentia; Muridae. Gene Ontology annotation, biological process: cytoskeleton organization. Gene Ontology annotation, cellular component: cytosol. The transcript has 21 exons.